This is a messenger RNA of Nematocida ausubeli, 1647 nucleotides long. RefSeq lists its product as uncharacterized. The record is from RefSeq and is a predicted model, not a curated record. Bases 1 to 1647 code for a protein of 548 amino acids. Lineage: Eukaryota; Fungi; Microsporidia. The transcript has a single exon.
AUGGAGGUUAUGAUGAAAAAGUCACUAAGAAAAAGGAUUACUUUGGUAUUUCUAUGCAGCUUUCUUCUAUGUGCAGUCUAUGUCUCUGGCCGUAUUUUGGAAGAAGAUAUUGAGCAGGCGGCUGACUAUUGGAAAAGAAAGGUUAAAUUGUUGAAAGAUACUUUUGAGCGCAGAGACAAGUUUCGCGCGCUUAUUAAAAAAGAAAUAAAUCAAAGAAAAGUCCAUAAUAUCCUGCAGGAAAUAGAGAUAGAUCUUGCUCCUGGCAGAGAAAGUCUGAAAUCUAUGAAUAAAGACUUAGAAAGAAUUUCCAGCUUGAUAAAAUCAAUAGCAGAUAUUUCUAGCAGUAAAAGUAACAAAAUUCCUAUUGAUAAAAGGGCAUCGCAGAUUGAAGAUAACAUAUCCAGCAUAGAUAUGCUUCUUUCCCAACUGUUUUUUACAUUUGAGAUAGGAUGCUCAAUUUUGGAAAAUAUUGACAGGCAGUUUCUUGAGAUAAUUAAGAUGCACUACACUGAGAAUAAUAAGUUUGCUUCUUUGGAGUCUUCGCCUAUUUGGUAUUUGUCCAAAGCAAACAAACCAGUGGCAAUUGAGCUAAUACAGUACUUCUUCUUAAUUAACCCGAAAAAAAUGAUGGAUUGCAAAGCCUUAGAAGGGAUGGCGCGCGAUCUGCAUGUAAGAAUGCCGCAUAUUAGUGAAAUGCAUUUUGGCCAAUAUGUUUCUCUUGUAAGAUCAUUGUCAGUGGUAUAUUCCAAUGAUAUACUGCAUGCAGCGGGUGUUGGAAUCGAUAGCUUAGUGCAUAACUCAUUCUUUUCUCUCAGUGCAUUCAAGAGCCAAAAUUCGUAUGCUGAAACAUACGCGCACCUUCUUAAACUAUGCAAGGAGUCUUCUUCAAUACAAAUUGAGUCGAAAAAGAUAAACCAGAAAUCCAUACUAAAUAUGAUAUGUCUUGAGUAUUUUUUAUCCGGUGGGCUAAUUAAUCACAAGAGAAACACUUUGUUAAAGGUGAUAGAAACAAUAGUGAAUUCUUUGCAUAUGAUAUAUUUAACAGAUAAAGGGGAAUCGAAUAUAAACCGUGUAAAAAGCUCAAGAGAUUCGCUGCUUAGCCUAUUUAGUAUGUUGUGGGAGGUACGCGAUGAGUCAUUUUCAAAUGUCUCGAAUAUAUCCCGGGCAUGCAAUGAAAUGGAAAUAAGCCCAAAGGCAGUCAGGUUUAUAAGGAACGAAUUAAUUAAGUGUAGAUGGAUGUAUUCAUUGGACUUUGCAGUAGAAAACACUCUGCAAAUGAAAAAGUACAAUAUUGUAUUUGGUAAGAUGAUUAGCUUGUCGCUUAUCCAUCCCUUAUGGUAUGCUUGCAUAGAAAGCACUACUUUGAAGGAAAGCAUACAAAGAUACAAUACAGAUAUAUAUACUUCAGUACUAAGGAUGACAAGAAUACAAAGUGCCAAUUCAGAUGCAGUAAUAUAUCCCAGCCUAAUAUUUAAUACUGAAAAAGGAAAGAUGCCAGAUGUUAUGCGAUCCUGUAUUGAGCUGUGGUUUACAUCUGAUAUUAAGGUGGUUAUAAGUGAGCCAGCUUGUCACUCUAAUGUCUGCAGGGUUGUCACUAGAUUUGUUGAGUUUCUCUCUCCUGGCAGAACAAUAUCCUUUAUAUUUUAA